AUGGCUGAUCAGCAGCGAGGCCACAACACCUCAGAUUCUCGCCGGAAAUCAGCAGCCGGAAAACGAACCUCACAACAUACUACGCCAUCCUCAUUGUCUUCCGACGGAGGAACCAUGGCGGCGGCUGCGACGGGGACUGGGGCGGCGUCGCCAUGUGGGGCUUGCAAGUUCUUGAGAAGGAAGUGUGUGAGUGGAUGCAUCUUCGCCCCACAUUUCGGGUCCGACCAAGGAGCGGCUAGGUUCGCGGCGGUCCAUAAAGUUUUUGGAGCCAGCAACGUAUCGAAGCUGUUGCAUCAUAUUCCGGUGAACCGUCGCCAUGACGCGGUGGUUACGAUCUCCUAUGAGGCUCAGGCUAGACUCUCCGAUCCUGUCUAUGGCUGCGUCUCCACAAUCCUUGCUCUCCAACAACAGGUGGCCUCGCUACAGGCGGAGUUAUCGGUGGUGCAAUCACAACUAAUAAACAGUAGAGUCGCAAUGGCCAACGUUAUGCAACAACAAAGCCAUCACCAACAACAACAACAACAACAACAACUAGUCGUUAUGCAACAACCCGAAUACUCCAACAACUCCUCCGCCUCCACUACUCUGGCCGGAGCCGCCAUGAACGGCUUUGCCGCUGCGGCGGAUGUAGCAGCCGCCAGCUAUGACGUCAUGGCUCGGGCUAACUUAGAACAUUCGUUGCAACCAAUGCCAUCGCAUCAACAAGGUAGAGGAGAUCAGCAUGAGGAUGAGGAAGAGAGUGGUGCUGAUUUUUCGGUGGCUGUUGGUUCCACGACCGUGCCUCCGGAGAUUAUAUUUCCGGACGAGGGUUUUCACCGGAGAUGA
This is a messenger RNA of Thlaspi arvense, 825 nucleotides long. The record is from the annotation of a GenBank genome assembly. Lineage: Eukaryota; Viridiplantae; Streptophyta; Magnoliopsida; Brassicales; Brassicaceae.